UGCCCAAACUCGUGGCACGGCAGGGCACAAACUUUUUCCGGCCGUGUGCAACCCACUGAUCUUUGUCUCACGCUUGCACCUACCGCGCCACCUGGCCCAUGCCGUUGCCUCGCACUCACACUCCCACUGCAGACUUGCGGCCGGCGCCCGUGCGCAAGCCUUAUCCGGCAGGCGAAUCCACCUUUCCCACCGACUUCGCCGCACCGAUGCAAACCCUGAAUCUGAAUGGCCAGUAGCUGAACUGCACCUGGGAUUGGGGAAGGAGCGGCAGCCAGCAGGGUGGCGCGGCGCCGGGGAUGGCGUCCAGGACGCGUUCCUGCACCAGGUGCCUGGCCAGCCUCGUGCUCCCCUUCCUCUUCUCCACCUCCCUCCUCUACCUGUCCACCAGGCAGCCGGCGCUCGACAUCGCCGUCCGCGAGGAGGCCGCCGCCGGCAGGAUGCGGCUGAUCGUGGACCGCGCCGCUGCCGCUGUCGAGGCCAACGCCACUGCCACGACGGACGCGGUGGCGAACAAGUCUAACACCGAUGUCCUGGCCGACGCGCCCCCGGCCUCCGGCGACGCCAAUGUCACGACGUAUGGUGUGCAGGCUUCUGACAUCGCUGCGGUUGCAGCGGAAGGCGGCGAUGCCAAGGUCGCGACCGACGCGGCCCCGGCGUCCGGCGCCGCCGCCGCCGGUGCCACAAUCCGCACGGAAGAGCUGAGGGCGUCGGACGACGCGGCUACUACCGCCGGCAGCAGCACGAACGGCGAGCCUGACACCGUCGUGUUCGACUUCCGGCCGUACGUGCUCGUGUACAAGGGCGGGCGCGUCCACCGCUUCCUCGCCACGGACACCGUCCCGCCCGGCGUCGACGCGCUCACGGGCGUCGCGUCCAAGGACGUGGCCUUCGGCGCCGACACCGGCGUCAGCGCGCGGCUCUACUUGCCCCCCAGGAGCUGGCGCGGCGAGGCGACGAAGCUGCCCGUGCUGCUCUACUUCCACGGCGGCGCGUUCGUGAUCGAGUCGCCGUUCUCGCCGCUCUACCACGCGUUCCUCAACAUCCUCGUCCACAAGGCGGCCGCCGUGGCCGUGUCCGUCAACUACCGCCUCGCGCCGGAGCACCCGCUCCCGGCCGCGUACGACGACGCGUGGGCGGCGCUCCGGUGGACGGCGUCCAACUGCCUGUCGGGGCCGGAACCGUGGCUCGCCGGCCACGGGGACGCCACGCGCAUCUUCCUGGCCGGCGACAGCGCCGGCGGCAACAUCGCCCACAACCUGGCGGUGCGAGCCGGGGCGGGGCGCCCGCUGCCCGGCGGCGCGGCCGUCGCGGGCGUGGCGCUCCUGAACCCCUACUUCUGGGGCAAGGAGCCGGUGGGAGCGGAGCCCGGGGAGAGGUGGGCGCGCGACGGCCUCGAGCAGACCUGGGCGCUCGUGUGCGGCGGCAGGUUCGGCAUCGACGACCCGCACGUGAACCCGCUGGCCGCGCCGGGCGCGUGGCAAGCGAUGGCCGGCGGGCGCGUGCUGGUGACCAUCGCCGGGCGGGACAACUUCCGGGACCGGGCCGCGGCGUACGCGGAGGGGCUGAGGAAGAGCGGGUGGCGAGGGGAGGUGGAGACGUACGUGACGGAGGGGGAGGCGCACGUGCACUUCGUAGGAAACCCGAGGAGCGAGAAGGCCGAGCGGGAGACGGACAAGGUGGCUGAGUUCAUCGCCGGCAGUGGCCGCGGCCGUGGCUAGGCCGUAGUCUUCUGCGACGAUGGGGUCCUGCUGCAAGCGAAAGUGCUAAUGCACAUCUAGAGGCGCACCUUUUUUUUGUCACUGUAUAGAUUUCAGCACAAUUCUGAGUCAUACAACAUCGACUUUAGCUCACUUUAGAUCUACUUUGUGCUAAUUAGAUCUACAAAGAUCACUUAUGGUUAAUUUGCCUUA
Messenger RNA from Panicum virgatum (switchgrass), 1910 nucleotides. RefSeq names its product probable carboxylesterase 7. Lineage: Eukaryota; Viridiplantae; Streptophyta; Magnoliopsida; Poales; Poaceae. The record is from RefSeq and is a predicted model, not a curated record. Gene Ontology annotation, molecular function: hydrolase activity. The coding region runs from base 297 to 1718 and encodes 473 amino acids. The transcript has a single exon.